This is a messenger RNA of Owenia fusiformis, 1719 nucleotides long. Lineage: Eukaryota; Metazoa; Annelida; Polychaeta; Sabellida; Oweniidae. The record is from the annotation of a GenBank genome assembly.
AUGUCAUUCAUGAAGAAGAAGUUUCAACAUUAUAUUGAUGAGUACCACGACGCUUUGGGUAAGGAUAUAAAAAAGUAUGACAAACUAAAAGAUUUGGACAUUUUCGUCUUGGACAACUCUAUGCGGGAGAGCACUGUUGGACAACUUAGAGGUCAUACGAUUGAAAGUAAACGCGCCAUCUUGAAUGAAGUUAAGAAAUGUGGUUUCAAGCAUAAGAUCAUUGCCUCGUUUUCGCACAUGACGCGGGUAGAUGACGAAUGGAUGAAGCUACUCAUUAAAGAGGGCGAAGAUCCUGAGUAUUUAUGGGCUUUCUCUGAGGUGACUGAAGGUGCUAAAAAAGAUCGCACUCCCGAAACUGAAAUUGUCCCCGCUGGACUGCGAAAAAUGAAGGAGGCAGGCAUACGGAACGUAUUUUUUGAGGUAGAUCUUGGUGACGCCACGUAUGAUUUCGAUCGUUUCUCCAUGAGGGAGAUGUGCAGACUCACCAAGAAGUGGAUAAGAUGGUGCUACGAAAAUCUCCAUCAAAAGUCCAAAGUUUUGAUUAACAUCCGGGACAUAGAGGCAGUGAUGGAAACACAUCCUGAACGUGUGUGUAAGUAUGUCCAAUCUAUCUCGAAGAUGCCCUGUGACAGACGUCCAUUUGGCUUUGCAUAUGAAGAGCCCGGGAAGUCUUUGCCAGAAGAGUGCGGACAUUGGGCUAGGCUUAUCCGGAAGAUUAUGGAUGCCAACAACUUUAAGGGACAUUUACUUGUACAUGUGCACGAAAAAUUUGGCUAUUGUGAUGCAGCAGCUUUGCAGUGCUUGAUGGACGGAGCUGAUGGUAUUUGGGCAAGCGUUUGUGGAGAAGGGGCGUCUAUGGGGCAAGCCUCCUCCUGCGUAACUCUCAUGAACAUGAUCCGCCUUGGCAACAAAAAGGUGUUGAAGGCCUACAACUGUAAGCAUCUGCGCAGAGCAGCCAUAGAAGUGACGAAGAUCACCACGGGGAAUCCCCCUCAUAAAAGACAGCCCAUAUUUGGCACCAGAGCCCUUGAUUAUGUCUUCAAUCUGAAGAAAGAUGAAUUUCAUUUGGCUGACUUCUUUGGUGUAAAGGCACCCGUUCGUAUCACUACAAUGGCUUCUGCUAAGAUGAUACAAACGCGAUUAAUUGAUUUAUUUGGUAAAUAUUCUGGAUUUACUCUUGAGAUUGCUACCCGUAUGAAGGAGAUUAUCUUGGAAGAUCUGCGAUCAAACAGGAAAGAGGAAUAUAUGAGUAGGUUUGGACUGGCCGUCCUGUUUGACCGAGCUGGCGGCUCCCUUACCACAGACAUGCGUGACAAAAUAGCGGUUCUAGGAGAUAAGCGACCGCAUGUUAAAUACCUAAUUGGAGAAGUUCGUAAAAUUUGGGAUGAUCUGGAUGCCCGGGAGUGUAAUGACAGGGAUGAUAUGCUGGCAUUCGAUUCGUUCUACCACGGCUUUAUGGCCCAGUACUUCGCUUCGUACCGCACCAAAGAAACUAAACAAGCUUUAAAGGCUUUGGACAUGGACGAUGACGGAAAGAUCGACUGGAAUGAAUUCAAGGUUUAUUUGAUAUGGGCUGCGAACGAAUACCCUAAGACGGAAACGCUCGAAGAUCUUCUGGAGAUUGCAUUCACGGAAGCAAUUAUUCCCGCCAGUCGGGAUGAAUACGUUUCACCUGCAGACAUAAUGAUACGACGUCAGAUACUGUACAUCACGGCGUAA